This is a messenger RNA of Symbiodinium necroappetens, 711 nucleotides long. NCBI's taxonomy places the organism in Eukaryota, Dinophyceae, Suessiales, Symbiodiniaceae. The record is from the annotation of a GenBank genome assembly.
AUGCUUCUGCUCUGGAUGUUGAUAUUCAUGUGCAUCCAGGAGCCCAUCUGGUGGUGUAUCCCUGACACCUACGGAGACUACCCCGGGUCGGGGCUCUUCAACACUGCCUGUGCUGCGGGCCAGCAACACAAAGAGGUUUACGCAGCAUUCUCUUGUGCAGCCAUGCUCCUGUACUGUGUACUGAUCCUGGAUCUCAGUAUCGUCUCCAUGCGGAUUUCUGCUUUCGUCCUGGUUUGUGGACGAGUCGUCGCCGAGGUGGGACUUUUCUUGAUGGCCGCCAUUUUCCUCAUCCUGGCUUUUGCUUUGGGCAUUAGCGCCCUCGACAGGCAGAGCCCGAGCUUUGAAGGCAUCGGCAAUGCAGCCUUCUCUCUCUUCGCCAUGACGCUGGGGCUCUAUCCCAGCGAAAACCUCGGGGAGCUCAAGGACGCUGUAGGGGUGCUGAUCACGGUAUCCGUGUUCACCAUCCUGAUAGCGAUCUUCUUGCUGAACCUCCUCGUCGCCCAGCUGAACCAGGCCUACCAGCUCAUCUUCCCGGAUAUGCAGGGCUAUGCACGCCUGAACCGAGCUUCGGUGAUAGUGUCCACUGUUGAUCAAGUGUCGCAGAGAAGAUGGUCUCGAUUCUUGGAGAGCCUGAACUUGGAUGAGCGCCUGGAGUUUAACGAGGGCGACGUCGGGCUUGCAGGUGGCAUCCAGGUCAUGGAGCCGUCUUGG